Molecule: messenger RNA, 612 nt
Organism: Ficedula albicollis (Collared flycatcher)
Lineage: Eukaryota; Metazoa; Chordata; Aves; Passeriformes; Muscicapidae
Gene: TOMM5
Product: translocase of outer mitochondrial membrane 5
Exons: 2
Coding region: 93-248 (51 amino acids)
Cellular component (GO): mitochondrial outer membrane translocase complex
Source: RefSeq, a predicted model, not a curated record
GUGCAUCCGGUCACGCGUUUCCGCCGCGCGUGGCCGCCAGCGGCGCCGGGGCCGUGACCGAGACCGAGCACGAGCUCGAGCUCCGCUCCGGGAUGUUCCGCAUCGAGGGGCUGGGGCCCAAGAUGGACCCGGAGGAGCUCCGGCGGAAGAUGCGCCGCGACGUCCUCGCCUCCGUCCGCAACUUCCUCAUCUACGUCGCGCUGCUGCGGAUCACGCCCUUCGUGCUCAAGAAGCUGGACAGUAUAUGACCCCUCCGGGCUCAGCGCGCGCGCUGCGGAUGGAGCUGCAGCUGCUCUCCCCCGGGUGCUCGUCGGGUGUGGUGUCAGAGGCGGCCAGACGGCUCCACACGCCUCAGCUCAGCGUGUCCAGCCGGGAGUGACCGCCGGGCUGGCAGCAUGGGCAGCACCCCUGGUCCCUGCGGGAGAUUCUGGCCGUGCAAUGCUCAGCAGUGUGCUCAGGCAGGGGCUCGUGACAGAACGUUCCCUUGUGCUGUGAACAAAGCCCCUGUCCAUGUGCUGCCCACCCCACCCACCUGUCCCUGCGCAACGUCCGGUCUGCCCUGCACCCAGCUCACAAACAGUUUGAUUUGAAAUAAAUGGGAGAGCAGCUGUG